Messenger RNA from Camellia sinensis, 450 nucleotides. The record is from RefSeq and is a predicted model, not a curated record. NCBI's taxonomy places the organism in Eukaryota, Viridiplantae, Streptophyta, Magnoliopsida, Ericales, Theaceae.
AUGGGCCGCCAAAAAGCAGUUGCUAAGGAUCUUUUGGCCAAUAUUCCUGAUUCAGUUGAUGCCCAAUCAGCGCCAACCCAGCCAAAGCCGAAGACAAAAAGGAUCAAGAAAGCUCAGCCAAAGGCAAUCCAGCAUGCUCAUUCAUUCUCAGUACAAUCUUUUGAGAACCAGAAUGAGCUGGCCGACAAGAAGAGGGAGACCUUGGAGGAUCAAGCCGAGGCUACUAUCAAAGCUCAAAAUGACGCUGAAGAAAAGGCGGAAUCCGCUGAGGCCAUCAGGAAGGUUCUCGAGGCCCAGAAAAAAGAGGCCGAGGAAAAGAUGUCCCAGGCCCAGAAAGAACUUCAGGAUGCCCUAGCCACAAAAGAGGCUGAAGUCAAGGCCGCCGAUGAGAAGGGCUAUAACGAGGGGGUAGCCGAUGUCGCGGCAGACUAUGAAAAGCAAGUGAAGUAG